Molecule: messenger RNA, 2897 nt
Organism: Dimorphilus gyrociliatus
Lineage: Eukaryota; Metazoa; Annelida; Polychaeta; Dinophilidae
Source: the annotation of a GenBank genome assembly
AUUUUUAAGGAAUCCAAUAGAUGGCGUGCAAAUUUCUCGAAUAUCUUCUCUCUGUCUAGAUUUCCACCUCUCCCUUUCCCUAUUAAGAAAUAGGAAAGAUUCUAUUUCUUUUUACAUUCUGAGUAUUACAUUUAACAUUUUACCCAAAAGUAACUGAAAAUAACAAAAAUAGAGAAAGAGAGAGAAAGAGUUUUCCUAGCUAAUGAUUAUUGAUAAGAUAACUACAAGUUUUAGAGAAUAUUUGAUGGAAUUAGUGUCGAUGGGAAAUAUCCUAAAGCUAAUGGAGUUGUAGAUAAUUACGCAAAAAGGAGGGGAACGAGAGAGAGACAUAGUAUGUGUGUGUUUUGAGAGUAUUUAGUUUUUUUUUACAAGCUUUCUAUAUUCCUUACGAUAAACAUUUAAAGCCAUCGGGAGAGAAGAAAGAGAAGCAGCGGCCCGAUCAGCACGAGAGACCGUUCAAGCAGAUGGACGCUGUCCCCAGAGGCGCACUGCUGUCCUGCAAACUACCUAACUUAAUUCUGACUCUGACGCACCGCGCUGCAAAGGCCCAACGUCGCUACACUGCAAAACAGCAAUGAACCUGCUUUCGAUCACAUCCAUUUUUCUCGCUAUUAGUACAGUUCCAACAUGGCAAAAGUGUUCAUUCCCUUCCUACAUAAGACAAAAACGGAAAGAGGGCGGUUGGUCUGGGUGGACUUUCGAGACAAUGUACGGAAAUUUUUCUAGACACUGGAUAGAAAGAAAAGAAGUACAGGCAACUAGGCCUGAUGAGUUGACUUUUACGCUGAGAAGUCAAAGCAACUCAUAUUGCCGAAGGGGAGAUUCCUGCUUUAAAACGACUUUAUUAUAUAAAUGGGAAUGUUUGGACGCUCGACCCCACCAUCUAUUUGUUAUUAAAGAGAUCAGAUCAAAUUCGAUCACACUCGUUUGUGCCAGACUUCGGCCUCUAGAUGGUAGAAACAUAAUCAAAGUCAGUUCAGCUGAAAUAACCUAUUCAACCAUGAAGAUCUGCAACAGUGACGUAGAUUUAUCGCAUCAUGGAUGGCCGUGGAUUGCUGCUCCUCAAAGGACUUGGGUACCUUGUCCAAAACUUGGAGGCUUCUUAUUCCAUCAGUUCCAUAAUAAUGCUAAUAAGCCCACUUGCUCCUACGCUUGGAAGACAUCAAGAAUGGAGAGCGAAUGCGUAACGACAGAAGGUUUACUUAUGUUCUUUCCGACACCAAGUUGUAAUCCUUUUUCGGAUCACAAGGAAAAAUUUGCGAGGUUUCAAUGCUGGGGAAAUUGGACUCAUAAAAAGAACUCAUUUGUAAUCUUAGGAUAUGAUUUUGAUCCAGCUCAUUAUGUUCUAAAAUUACCACGCCAUCUACCAACUUCUGAAAAUGAAAUUGCGUCAGCAACCAUGUAUAACAGGGUUAAUUUGAAGAUAAGCAGCGACGGACAAUGGAACGGUUCCACUCUACAAUUUCAAUUAACGAGGAGUCAGAGCGGAACAUGCAUCGAUGAGAAUAUCGGUUGUGACAAAGUAGUGGCUAGAAAAAAGUGUCAUCAUAGGAAAUACAAAUCAUACUGCAAGAAAUCUUGCAACUUAUGUCAUUUAGCACCUUCUGAGGAACCCGAAUGCGAAAUACCUGAAUAUCUUCGAGGCUCAUGGACUUGGUACGAAUCCAAUUUCUACGAUAAUGUUCAAAUAAGGAGGAAUGAAGUAAUUUUCCGCCUCUUUGGCAAAUUCGUCUGCAAGUCUAUAAACGAGGAGAAACGCAGUUUCUUAUUGAUCACCACUUCAAGGAACGGAUGCUUACCAAGGCUUAUUUGCUUAAACAUCAAGAAAUUGGAUUACGAAGUCCUGUUAUUGAAAAUAUCCCAUACUACCUUAGAUCCUGACAGUAGUUUUGAAAGAUUAUGUGAUUUUAGAGAAGAUCGACAACCUAUUGGAUCUACCAUACAUUCAAGUGGUUAUAAAAUUCUUCUUCCCGAGAACAAGGGAUGGUUCAAUAAUUGUGGUUUAGAUGGUUCGAUAAGUGCUAAUUUUAAUCUAGCUAAAGGAGGAGUAACAUGUGAUGGAACUCUUUCGGAUUGGAAUAGGAGAAGCUGUGGUUCUUCAGAUACUUUAAACACUCAAACCAAAUCGUGCUCAGACUACUCUAAACAUAAUUACUAUUACAAGUGCGAAGCUUUCUAUAAAAUAAAUUCGGAUCAAAGCUACUUGAUUACUAGUUAUGGACGACACGAACCUUACAAGUACAAUUGUUGGGUUAUUGAUUCGAUUGUUCAUAGCGCCCCUUACCCUACUUGGAUUCAAGCUGCCCGAAUGAGAGACGCUCAAUGUAGCUUAAGUUCUGCCAGACAAUUAGUCGAUACAACUGAAGUCGAUAUAACUGUCCAAAUGCAUAAAGAUCACAGAGAAAAGGUUUGCGAGGGUCCUGCUCCCAUUUUACCAAAUACUACACGAAAGAACAUAAAAAUUUUCCCUAAAGGUACAAGAGACGAUUCGUACCAGCCUCCCAAAAGGGAAAAUGGUCCAACAACCUACGAGGAAUCUAAAGAAAUCCUUAAUUCUUCUAGAGUUAUUAGUUUAGACAUUUUUCAUCUAUUAGCUGUAACAAUACCUGUAAUUCUCCUGCAAUACGACAGAUAACUAUUACAUUGUUAUUAUUCUUUUUACAUUUGGUGAUACUUUUAAGUUCUUGAGCGAGCUUCGCUUAUCUUAUGCAAAAGAUUUUUAGCCUAUUUAAAAUAGGUAAAAUUAGUUUAUUAUUUAUAAAUGGUUGUAUCAUAAUGCGCCGGUGUUCAAACUUAGAGAAUAAAAAUUCGAAUUAUCCAUAUUCAUCUUUAAAUUUUUACUGUCUUUACCUUACUUUUGUAAAUAGAACUAUUCAAAGAGAGAUUUUACAACUCUA